AGUACCAGUAAAAUGUGACACUGAGAUAAACAUUGGCCAAAGUCCACCGUUGUUGAUCACAGACUGCUGUCCAGGACUCUUAAAACAUGCAGCAUUUAAGAGAUACUGGAGGUGCAUUAGGUGUAACAUUAGGGGCUGUGACAGCUGUUACAGCGGCUGCCGCCACUUAUUACAUUGCCACACGACCAGAGCCACUUAUACCACCUAUAGAUAUAAAUGACCAGGCUAACAUCUUAGAGGAUGGGUCACGUAUAUCAAAGUUCUGUAGAGAUGGUAAAUUGUUAGAAUAUUACUAUGAUGAUGUUAAGACGACAUUUGAAGGAUUUAAACGUGGAUUACAAAUGUCAAAAAAUGGUCCAUGCUUAGGCACCAGACCACCAGGGAGCAAUAAGUAUGUCUGGCAGUCUUACCAGCAGAUUUAUGACAGGGCUCAGGCAUUUGGAUCAGGAUUGAUAGCUGAUGGUUUGGAGGCAAGAAAUGAUACAUUCAUAGGAAUAUACAGCAUAAACAGAGCUGAAUGGGUCAUAACAGACCAAGCCUGUGCCAUGUUCUCUAUGGUUUCAGUUCCAUUAUAUGAUACACUAGGACCUGAUGCAUGCAAAUAUAUUAUAAACCAAAUUGGUAUUUCCCAUGUUGUUGUGGACAAAGAAGACAAAAUUAAACUUUUAUUGGAGAAGGCCAGAGGCAUGCCAACGUUAGCCUGCAUCAUUGUGAUGGAAAAUGUCAGUGAAGAAACCAAAUCUUUAGCCGCAAAGAGUAAUGUCAAAAUCGUCAAGUUUACAUCUGUUGAACUUGAUGGUAAACAGACAUUACAGGCACCAGUGCCUCCCAAACCAACAGAUUUAAUGACAGUAUGCUAUACCAGUGGUACAACAGGUGAUCCUAAAGGUGUCAUGAUCUCCCACAGAAACAUGGUAGCUAACAUGUCAUCUGUUAUUUAUUGUAUAAAGACAGUUACCACAAUAGGACCAGAAGACAGACAUUUAUCAUAUCUUCCGUUAGCUCACAACUUUGAGAGAGGAAUGAAUGUUGUUAUGUAUAUGCAUGGAUGUCAGGUAGGAUUUUCCAGUGGAGAUAUAAAGAAACUUCCAGAAGAUUUACAGAGUCUCAAACCUCAAUUCUUCCCUACAGUGCCAAGGUUACUCAACAGAAUUUAUGACAAGGUUCUUGCUGCCACCAAAUCAAGUCCUUUAAAACGUUGGUUAUUUGACCUAGCUUUGUCUGAGAAGAUGAAAGAAAUUCAAAACUGUAUAAUAAGAAACAACAGUUUAUGGGAUUAUCUUGUGUUUGGUAAGAUACAGAAACAGUUAGGAGGGAAAGUAAGGUUAAUUCUUACUGGGUCAGCACCCAUAGAACCAAAGGUCAUGAACUUCAGCAGGUGUGCAUUUGGUUGUCUGGUAGCGGAAGGUUAUGGACAAACAGAAGCACUGGCAGGGUGUACAUUGACUAUAGCAGGGGAUUACACAACAGGACAUGUAGGAAGUCCAUUACCUGGAUGUAAAAUUAAAGUUGUUGAUGUACCAGACAUGGGUUACUUUGCCAGGGAAGGAAAAGGGGAGGUGUGCGUCUAUGGACCGAAUGUAUUUAGUGGCUACUUUAACAACAAGGAAAAGACCAAGGAAGCAUUAGACAAGGAUGGCUGGUUACAUACAGGAGAUAUUGGUGUCUGGUUACCUAAUGGUACUUUGAAGAUUGUUGACAGAAAGAAAAAUAUCUUUAAACUUGCUCAGGGAGAGUAUAUUGCACCAGAAAAGAUUGAGAUAGCCUAUAUGAGAAGUGAAUAUGUUGCUCAAGUGUUCAUUGAAGGUGACAGCUUAAAGCCAUUCCUGCUGGGUAUUAUAGUACCAGAUGUAGAAACUGUUAUGAAAGUUGCUAAGGAUAAUGGCGUGUCAGAAGAUAUGGAAUCUGUCUGUCAGAGUAAGAAAAUUAAAGACAUCAUUCAUAAAGAUAUAAUAGCUGUUGGAAAAAUUUUAGGACUGAAAUCUUUUGAACAGGUUAGAGAUAUUCACCUUCAUCAUGAGUUAUUUUCUGUGGAGAAUAACCUACUGACAUCAACCUUCAAGAAUAAACGACCGCAGCUUCGGCAUUUCUUCAACCGAAAGGUGCAAGAUCUGUAUGCCAAACAUGAAGUAUAAAAAAAUCUAACAGCUGCUGUUUAGAAAAUACUAGUAUAUAUAUAUUUUUGUACCUAUUUUAAAUACAUUGUGUACGCUAUGUGGACUUUUAUUGGAUAAUAUGUUGGUUGUUAUUGAUAUAUUAGCUUUAUAUUAAAUGCUGUGAUAUAUUUUGGGUUGUAAAAUCGAAGGGUUAUUUCAUCCAGUUAUUUUUUAUCGAUAUAUUUCAGGGAUAUCAAAACAGGAGCAUUACUUCAUACUUUUGUAUUCAAAAUGCCAUAUUUUAUGAUUUUUGAUUGCUUUUUAUAUUGUUACAAUUUGAGUAAUAUUUUUUAUGCUCAAUUAUUUGAAAAAUACAUGAGAAUAUGUGAAAAAGUACUAGUUUUGUCAAGAAAAAAACAAAUGUAUUCAUCAAAAGUACUUGGAUAGUUUGUUUUAUUUUUGUUAUAUGGAUUCAAUGGACAAAUUUUUAACAUGCAAAAAUAAAUGUAUUUCAAUUAUAAAUAAACAAAAAUUGUGAACAUUUAUAUUUGAAAAUAAUUCUUGAACUUCUGUUUUGACAACUUAUCAAUACUGUGGAUUUAUUUAUUUUCGUGGGUACCAAUUUUCGUGAAUUGAGGAAAACUUGCAUUUUUGUCGAUAUUUUAUUUCAAAAAUUUUCCAAAAUGCAUAUAUUCAUAUCAAAAACUUGUAAUUCCUUCAACAUUUAAAUUUGUGGUUCCCCUGUACCCACAAAGUUGACAUUAUUGGUAUCCAACGAAUAAUAAUGAAUUUACAGUAGAAAGGAUCCAAAUGACAAAUUAUAUACAUGAGACAUGUAGAACAGUCAAAUGUUAUAUUCAAUUUUAUUCAAUUUUAUUCAAAUUAUUUUUUAUUUACUGUUGCAAAUAAAAAGAAGUACCCAUUUACAUAUACCGGUAACUAUAAUUUUUAUAACGUUAUUUUUUGCUCUUUUACCAAUUGUUAAGAAUUAGAUGUUUGUUUCAUGACCCUGUGACUUGUUUCAAUAUGAAAAGGUUUGGUGAUGCAAAAUUUCCUCAAUCGUAAAUUAACAUUUUUUUUCCCAUUUUCCACAUUUGCAAAUUUUUUGUAUGAUUAGUUUAUCAUUUCAUUCCUUCAUCAUUUUUUCCACUACCCACAAUUCCUUGCCCAAUUUCCCAAGGGGUGGUGGUAUUUUAUAACAUCAUUAAUCAGAGUAAUAGUUUUAUCUUGAAUUGUUUUUGAAUACAUGUAAUUUACCAAAGCUUGAAAAGAUAUUUACUUGUCCUUGAACAGUCAGCAAUUUUACAGUGCUGAAAAAAAUAGAGACAUCAAUCAACUCAUAGUUCAUGUAUUCUUGUCUUACAUAUUCUAUCUAUCAGGGUAGUGAUUAGGUGCUUUUGUUUACCAAAGAUUUUGGUUGUUACAUU
Messenger RNA from Mytilus californianus (California mussel), 3523 nucleotides. RefSeq names its product long-chain-fatty-acid--CoA ligase 1-like. Gene Ontology annotation, biological process: long-chain fatty acid metabolic process. The transcript is spliced from 22 exons. NCBI's taxonomy places the organism in Eukaryota, Metazoa, Mollusca, Bivalvia, Mytilida, Mytilidae. Gene Ontology annotation, cellular component: endoplasmic reticulum; membrane. Gene Ontology annotation, molecular function: long-chain fatty acid-CoA ligase activity. The coding region runs from base 87 to 2135 and encodes 682 amino acids. The record is from RefSeq and is a predicted model, not a curated record.